Molecule: messenger RNA, 1259 nt
Organism: Dendroctonus ponderosae (mountain pine beetle)
Lineage: Eukaryota; Metazoa; Arthropoda; Insecta; Coleoptera; Curculionidae
Product: exosome complex component RRP4
Exons: 5
Coding region: 128-1039 (303 amino acids)
Biological process (GO): U4 snRNA 3'-end processing; nuclear polyadenylation-dependent rRNA catabolic process; exonucleolytic trimming to generate mature 3'-end of 5.8S rRNA from tricistronic rRNA transcript (SSU-rRNA, 5.8S rRNA, LSU-rRNA)
Cellular component (GO): nuclear exosome (RNase complex); cytoplasmic exosome (RNase complex)
Molecular function (GO): RNA binding
Source: RefSeq, a predicted model, not a curated record
GUUUGUUUCUGGUUCUGUGAGAUGUGUGAUAUAUCACGUGUCAUUUGUUAAAAAUCACGUGAAGUAAAUAAUGAACAUUAACCUAACUUUUUAGUAAACAGUCUUUAAGUGCUCGAAAACUUAGAAAAUGUCUCAGAAAAUUCAUAUUCGCAGUGCAUCAGCUUCAAAUAGAGUGAGGCCCCUGGCUGCUACUCAAAAGUAUCAUCGGAUAUUCACACCAGGAGAAGAAGUAAUAAAAGCAGCUCAAACACACUUCGUAAGGGGACAUGGGACCUAUGAAGAAGGUGGCGAUUUGAAAGCCUCCGUAGCUGGUGUUAAAGAACAAGUAAAUAAACUUGUAUCAGUGCGACCAUUAAAAAGUCGUUACAAUGGACAAGUCGGAGAAGUGUUAGUAGGUCGUAUACUUGAAGUGCAACAAAAAAGAUGGAAAGUAGACACCAAUUCAAGGCUUGAUUCAGCUUUAUUGCUGUCUUCAGUAAAUUUGCCCGGAGGGGAAUUGAGGAGGAGGUCAGCCGAAGACCAACACAUGAUGAGAGAGUACUUGCAGGAAGGCGAUUUAAUUAGUGCUGAAGUUCAAAGUGUUUUUACAGAUGGAACACUAUCGCUUCACACUAGGAGUUUAAAAUAUGGCAAAUUAGGGCAAGGAAUUUUGAUCAAGGUUUUUCCCUCAUUAGUAAAAAAAUGCAAAUUACACUUCUGCACUUUGCCAUUUGGUGUGAGUUUAAUUUUGGGAAACAACGGCUAUAUUUGGAUUAGCCCCACAUCAAAUAAUGUGGAAGGCGAUGAAGGAGGUUUUAUUCAAAAUCUUGAAGAAGUGAUUCCAAAAGACAUUCGAGAAGCAAUGGCAAGAGUGAGAAAUAGUAUUUUAGCUCUCGCUCAAAAUUACAUGAUGCUCUUUGAUACCAGCAUCAUAUUCGCCUAUGAAGAAUCACUGAAAUAUUCCGUCCAUGAACUUCUUUUGCCGGAAACUAUGGUGGAUUUAGCAGUAUUGACUCAACAGAAGCUAAGUAUGAUGGAAGACUAUGAAUUUAUCAAUUAAGGGAAUAUAUUUGGAGUUAGUUCUAUUUUGUUAUAAAUGUUGUCAAGUGGCUAUAAAUUAAAUUAAUUUUACAUUGUUUGUACAAAAACGUUGUUUUUGUAUUUGACCGCAAGACAGUUUAAUUAAGACGGCAUUUCAAAAUCUACUCACGUUUCAUUGACCGCUUGUUUCUCCUCAUGCACAUUGUAGGAAAUAAUGGAAUAAAGAAGUUAAAAGCAUA